Molecule: messenger RNA, 888 nt
Organism: Naegleria lovaniensis
Lineage: Eukaryota; Heterolobosea; Eutetramitea; Acrasida; Naegleriidae
Exons: 2
Coding region: 1-888 (295 amino acids)
Source: RefSeq, a predicted model, not a curated record
AUGAUCAAACUUUCCACCCUCGCUCUCUUCAGCGUUCUCUUCUCGCUCUACGCCACCAUGCUCGUCAUGGGAGCUGGUAUCAUCCAAAGCAACCCAACCACGAUGGCCGAUCAACUCAAACAUGAACUCAAGGCUCGUUUGAGAACCUCACCUGCUCUCUUCAACAAACUCCUCAAGCUCACCAUCAAGGAACAACAACAACAACAAGCCUCACCUGCCACUCUUUCCCGCCUUGCAACUGCCAAGAACAGUUAUGAAUUGUGCGAUUUGUGCAUCAACUUGUUGGAUCAGACCAUCAAUAAUUUGGUGAAUAUUAUUUUGAAUGUUGGUGUGAUUGGUGGAUGUGGAGACAUUUGCAAAUACUUGUCCAACUUGGGUUCUUUGACUGUUGUUGCAUGUAAUUUGGUGUGUGAUUAUUUGGGUGUGAAUGAGUUCAUUAACAUGAUCGAGAAUGCUGAUUUGGAUGCUAUUUAUGGAUGCCAAUUGGUUUCCUUGUGUCCAAUUCGUGAUUGCAAAGCUCCAGUCUGUGCUCAAUUCUUUAACACUCGUGUUGUUCCAGCCAUUGCUCCAAAGGGAACUACUUUUAAUGCUGUCUCUCAAUUGAGAAUUUACAAUCAAACUGGUACUGGUGAAUUGUACUUUGAAGUCGAUGGUCCAGUCACUGCUGACAUUGCAGGAGGUGAAUUGAAGGGACAAGGUUUCGCUCCAGGCAACUAUGACAUUCAAGUUCAAAUUCAAGCUCAAGAUGAUGAACAAAACCAAGUCGUUUGGUUCCCAGGUAAAUAUGAAUUUUUCGUUGCUGCCUGUGAAGGAGAAUGUGGUAGCAAGCAUCCACACAGCAGAAUUUUGGCUGAAUCUCGUGCAUUCUUUAACAUUACUCAAAAUUAA